UCUCGCGAGGUUACGUUGUCCCGGAAGUAGCUGAGCGCUGUGAUCGAGGGGCGCUGUUCGUACCGUGAUGUGUGGGGAUUGUGUGGAGAAGGAAUAUCCAAAUCGGGGUAACACCUGCCUGGAGAAUGGGUCUUUUUUGCUGAACUACAUAGGCUGUGCAAUGUGCAAUAAACGGGACUUUAUGCUGAUUGCAAACAAAUCCAUGAAAGAGGAAGAUGGAGAAGAAAUAGUUACCUAUGAUCAUGUGUGUAAGAAUUGUCAUCACAUAGUAGCCAGGCAUGAGUAUACAUUCAGUGUCAUGGAUGAAUAUCAGGAAUAUACCAUGCUGUGUUUGUUAUGUGGCAAAGCAGAAGAUUCCAUCAGUGUCCUCCCUGAUGACCCCCGACAAAUGGCUCCAUUGUUCUGAACAUGUCACACUUUUACUGUGACAACUAUUUCACCUGAUAGUUUCACAUUUUAUUUUCAGUUCAAAUGGUUCACUUUUUUCAAAGUUCAAAAAUGGCUAUUAAAAAAAUGUUCUAAGGAGGUGUUCCUCCCUAGAGCUGAACCCCUGACAGAGCCUCCUGUUGACAUCACUGGAGUCAGAAUGGUACUAGUAGCUGCAUGUCUCUGGGAGAAAUAAAAUGACUUAAAUUGCCCAAACAAGUAUAUCUUUUGAGGAGUAAUUAAAUGUCUCUCUUUUUGUAAUGGAAUAAAAACUGGCCUGCAAAUCAGAAAA
Antechinus flavipes (yellow-footed antechinus) is the source of this 718-nucleotide messenger RNA. It is a transcript of the gene CHURC1, whose product is annotated as churchill domain containing 1. The coding region runs from base 68 to 406 and encodes 112 amino acids. The transcript has 4 exons. Gene Ontology annotation, biological process: multicellular organism development; positive regulation of DNA-templated transcription; fibroblast growth factor receptor signaling pathway. Lineage: Eukaryota; Metazoa; Chordata; Mammalia; Dasyuromorphia; Dasyuridae. The record is from RefSeq and is a predicted model, not a curated record. Gene Ontology annotation, molecular function: zinc ion binding.